Rhododendron vialii is the source of this 685-nucleotide messenger RNA. RefSeq lists its product as uncharacterized. The record is from RefSeq and is a predicted model, not a curated record. Lineage: Eukaryota; Viridiplantae; Streptophyta; Magnoliopsida; Ericales; Ericaceae. Bases 122 to 574 code for a protein of 150 amino acids. The transcript is spliced from 2 exons.
UUCCCUAUCCUCCAAUCAAAAUUCGACAACUCAUUUUUACCCAAAGGAUAUUAUCCUCCCUCCAAAAAUCCAAAACCCAUUAUAUUCCCUUCUUUUUCCAUUUCUUGUUCCCAGCAUCAAUAUGCACGGCAGAGAGAGAGCGAGAGAUUGGGAGAGAGAGAGAGAGAGAAAGAGAAGAAGAAGGAGACACCUCCAUUCUCCACCACCACCGGUUAUCACCAUGACUGCCGGACUCCGGAGAACCACCUCCUUCCUCCAUUACAACCAUCAUCACCUCCUCCUCUCCGCCUCCCUCCAUAACCAACUGGAGCCACCACCUCCACCACCGGAAUACUCCACUGCCGUGCUUACCCUAAGCCGAGCUCAUUCCCAGCCGAGCUCUGUCGCCGUUCCGAACCGCCGCCAAAAUCACUUGGUAAAUCGUUUCGCCGGACGAGAGGUAGAGAAGACGAAGCAGAAGUGUCGUACGAUUCGAUCGAGUUCAACCCUAUUGAGAAAGAAGCUGAAAACCUUGGUCUCCGUGCGCAUAGUCGCUCAGAUUAAUUUAAGUCGACUUUAUUUUGGAAGCUUCUAAGUUUAUUUGGAAAUUGUAAUAUGUUGAUUUAUUCAAAACGAUUGUAAUAUAAUGACAUAUGCUUUUGAACUAGUGACGUAGUAAAUUUAUAAAUUUCUUUUGUGAAAAUAA